This is a messenger RNA of Varanus komodoensis (Komodo dragon), 2567 nucleotides long. It is a transcript of the gene TMEM269, whose product is annotated as transmembrane protein 269. Gene Ontology annotation, cellular component: membrane. NCBI's taxonomy places the organism in Eukaryota, Metazoa, Chordata, Lepidosauria, Squamata, Varanidae. The transcript is spliced from 6 exons. The record is from RefSeq and is a predicted model, not a curated record. The coding region runs from base 60 to 785 and encodes 241 amino acids. Gene Ontology annotation, molecular function: phosphotransferase activity, for other substituted phosphate groups. Gene Ontology annotation, biological process: phospholipid biosynthetic process.
CUUCCCCUUGUGUCUUCAGCUACAGAAACUGUGCAGUUUGCUCCUGAAAUCCGGCCAGGAUGUGGGUGGUGUCGCCCCCCUCUGGGCUGUUCCAGUAUGCCAAGAAGCUCCUCCUGCAUGAGCGGGCCGGGUGGGCGCAGGCCGUGGAGUUCAUGCGCAUGAAUGCCGCCAACUCCAUCUCCGUGGCCAACCUCAUCGUGGGCCUGUGCUCCAUCCUGUGCAGCCUCAACAGGCUGCACCAUUCCGCCUGCUGGCUGAUCCUGACGGGGUUUCUGCUGGACCUCGCCGACGGAGCGGUCGCCAGGCGACUGAACGCCUGCUCUGCUCUGGGAGCCAAGCUGGACGACUUUGCGGACUUCACCUCGUUCGGCCUCGCGGCGGGCCUGCUCCUCCAGGCCCAGGGCGUCCUCGAUGGGCUCCUGGUGAUCCUGUACGCGCUGGCCGUGUUCACCCGCCUCUGCUUCUUCUCCAGUGGGGUCCCCUUCAUGUACCGGGGUCUGCCCUGCCCUUACGGAGCGUCCAUGCUUGCGACCACCUACCUCCUGACGGGGGGCGACCGGGUGGCCACGCGCGCCGUGGCGCUGGCGAUGGUCCUCUUCAUGGUGGACCGGGGCUUCUACCCUCACGACAAGGUGCUGGAGUCCCAGCCGUGGAAGAAGGCGGUCUACGCGGGAGGGGUCCUGAUGGUCGCCUUCUCCGCCUCCUCCUUUGCCUCCGUCUAUUACCUGAUCUGGUCCACCUCGUACAUCUUCUUCCCGACGGCGUUAUGGAGCUACAGAAACUAAGCAAAUCUGUGGCCUCGUGGGAACUCUGCACUUUUGCACAUACAUGGCUGCGGGCCGCCUGUUCAGAGGACCUGAAAACCAGCGGAUGCGGCGCGAACACCCAUCACGGAAACCGUACGGAGGCCUGCGGCUUCCCAGCCGGACACGCCUCAGCUCCUAGGUCCUCCCUGUCGCGUCGGCUGGUGUGUCCACCCAGGCCGAGCGGGUUUCUGGUGAGCUCUGCAGCUUGGAUGCCAGCACUUUGAGCCUCCCCGUCAGUGUAGAUAAAAAAUGUACAGAUUUUUUCUAUUUAGACAGAUCUAUGUAUAAAAUGCUGUAUAGAUUUAAGAGGGGAAAUGAAUUUGUAGAUAUUUUGUAUUUUUAUCUUUUCCCAGUCAUUAAUUUUAUAUGUUGAUGACUUUUGGGGACACGGUUCAGGUUUCCCUCGUUCUCACGGUGAUGCUAAAGGUGGGUCCUUCUGUCCUCUUCUGGCGCCCCUGCCUCACUUUGACGGAGAAGCCGUGCAAGAUGCCGAAAGGGAGCAUGUGGGUUUGUGGCAUACAAAUUUGUGGGUUUGCAGCCCUAGUUAAAAAAGCAGAUGCAAUGGGGCUGAGUGAACGAAUGACAAGCCAGAGGACAGACUGCGGGUGAGCUGGUUCUUGCGGAGUCAUGGGUUGUUACAUCGUGUGAACCCAGCCAUGCUAACAAGUCGGGGUUUGCUAACCACAACAUCCCACGGUUCUCUUUGUGGGUGGCUCAUGGUUAAGAAGCAUGGCUUGUUAGCUCAGGUGGGCUCACACAGCACAACCCCGCCCCCCCCAAGAGCAGCCCACAUCCAGCGCACACUCUGGCUUGUUAUGCUGUGCCAACCCAGCCCUGGUGUUGUCGGGAUCUGAGACUGGCCAAAAUACCUUGCCUUGGUGUCGCAGGCAAAUCGCUGAAGGCACGUCAUUGCCUGACCUGCCUCUUCCUGGACUGGGGCUUCCUUGCCUUGGCUCCAGGGUGGCCUUGGCUGGAAGGCUCGCAGGCCAGAUUCCAGUGUGAGCACUUCUGCAGGGGGGAACUCUGCUUAAGCACUAGCAGUGAGUGUUGAGCUCGAAACACACAGCCAUUCCUUUGAACCCGAGUGCAGCUGGUGCUGGACAGUGGCGCUUCUUUUUGCAGGAGAUCAACCCCUCAGUUAAUUCUAUUAAAAACAUCUUAGUAAAAUAAAAACCAGGAGAGACGGAGAGCUAAGGGUGAGGGAUGCUGCACCUUUAGCCACGAGGGAGGAGGUGGGGAGGGACCCUCAUCGCACCUGCAGCCUGCAUCUCAAUAGCAGGCGACCCACAAGCCACCAAUCCAUGUCCCGGCUGCAUUCUUUGUGCACGGUGCCCCAAAAGUCCAACAGUGUGUUGUUCCCGUACCACGGGGACAGAGGACACUGCAGGACCGCCACUGCCGUCCCAGCACAGCUGGAACCCACGUGCCCCCCACCCUCCUCCGUCAGAAGAGCCACCUCUCCCCCUCCAAGGGGUUCCCAGUCCGAAAUGAAUUCGUUCCCACUCUGGGCAAAGCCCAGAUCCCAUUUAUGUGCUUCCUUCUGAAGAUGUGCUGCUGGGAAAACUGGAUCGUAUGUCUGUGGGCUAUGAAGCCCUAUUAAUAUUUAAUUUUGUUGCUGUCACAGUGGUGAAAUUUAUUGGGAGUGCUGAUUUCUGCUUCUGCAGUUACUUGGUAGGAAAGGGGGAGAAAGGAGGACAAGACUGUGAUUGUUGCAUUACUGAAAAAGAAUACUUGAAACAAACAAACAAACAAACAAACAAA